Messenger RNA from Somion occarium, 3116 nucleotides. Lineage: Eukaryota; Fungi; Basidiomycota; Agaricomycetes; Polyporales; Cerrenaceae. The record is from the annotation of a GenBank genome assembly.
CCAUCGAUGGUCUCUCCAGUCUUGUUCUGUCUUGGUUCUGUCAAGUACAUAGUAGGAAUCCUUCAUAUAGUCACAUCGGCAGCUGGUCGUGUCCUUUGCGUUUCCUCUCUGAAUAUCGCUGCGUUCCAGAUUUCGUGUAAAGACCUAACAAUCUUGUUGUGUUCCAAUCGCAUCAAGUGGCAUUUCAAAACAAGUGGCAAGAAAUGGCGGUUGCUUUCAUUGGUCCAACGCCUCCACGCAUUUUCCUCGACAACUUGCUGGUACCUUCAGAUCCAAUGUGGACAUUCAAAUCAAUGCCCGUCGUCGAUUUCUCUACGGUUCUUUCUGGGAGAACUUGUGGGAACGACUCAGAGGUAUACCAACCCCUUAGCGACGCUGUCAAUAACUCUGGCAUCUGCGCAGGGUUCAAGUUGAUCCUGGCUACAAACACAGAGGACCCGCAAGCUCGGCUGCGUCCCGACCUCGUGCUGGUCAAAAGCCACGCGGACGAUGUAAACAGUUUCAGCGUAAUGGAUCUCUUUAUUGAUUGUAGUGUCGACGCAAAUGACGACGCGUUCUGCGGGUCUUUCAAGGACAAAGACAUCGACCCAGACUCAGAGGAGAAAACUGAGGAAAGGAGUGAGGACUCUCGUAUACGGCAGAUAUCAUAUGUCGUUGCGACUAUGUCUCGUCAACACAGGGUCUUCAUAUUCUCUCUCGCCAUCUGCGGUCGGUAUAUUCGCUUCUUACGUUGGGACUGUGUUGGGUGUAUUGUCUCAGAAUGCAUUGACUAUCAGAAGAACCCGGAACUCGUAGCGGAAUUCUUUUGGCGGUACAGUCAUAUGACUGACCGAGAACGCGGAUUCGACGUCACUGUCCGACGUGCUGAUCAAGAGCAGGCCGACCUGCUAACGGCUGCGAUAGAGGCCUUCAUCAAGCAGUCGAGGCCCCGCGAUAUGUCGUACCUUCGUGCUAGUAUGGAUCCCACCUAUGCUACCUGUAGCGUUUGCAUGGAUGACGAAGAGGGAGAUGCUCGGCACUUCAUCAUUCGUCAGCCAUUCUGGGAUGCGAACUUGGCUUGUGGGCGCGCUACCAGGGCGUAUGCUGCGUAUGACACAACAGAGAAGAAGCUAGUGUUCCUGAAGGACUCAUGGCGUGCCGAAAACAAUGAUAUUAUGUGCGAAGUUGACAUAUACAAUCACUUGCAGGACAACAAGGUCCCAUUCCUACCGAAAAUCCUCCUUGCUGAUGAUGUGAAAGUCGACGGCAGUGAGCAGCGAACAUUUUCUGACCAAUGGUCCACUCCGGAUAUCUUCCCCGAGUGGCGCUCACCCUGUGACUGGCUCUGGGCACAUAUACACUGUCGAAUUGUACAAGAGCUUGCGUACCCUGUCGCAUCUGCCCAGUCCUCACGGGAAGCUGUUCAAGCUCUUCGUGAUGUGAUCGAAUCAAUUAAAGUCGCAUACGAAUCCGGAAAGAUUCUUCAUCGAGAUAUCAGUACCGGCAACGUCAUGAUCAGUAAAGAGGGCCGGGGGAUCCUCAAUGACUGGGACAACGCUCUCAGACUAAUUCCUGGUGAAGAAUUUCAUGCAUCUCGAACGGGAACUUGGCAGUUUAUAUCUAUGGCUUUACUUCAGGAGCCCAACAAGCCGCAUGAGGUUCGCGAUGAUCUCGAAUCUUGUUUCUGGGUUCUCCUCUAUGUUUCUCUCCAUUAUUUCAAACACAAUGGUCGUGAGGUAGACUUCAAGCUUGAUUUUUUCGAUGAAAUCAAAGAACGGAGGAUGGACAAGGCUCCGUAUCAGUCAGUUGGAGGCAACUUAAAAAUUGCUCUUCUCAUUGCUGACGAACUCGAUGAGGUACGGUGGGAAUGUCAUCCUCUCGACGAACUCGUACACACCUUAGCGCGGUUAUGGAGGCUGGCUUUCGCCUUGGACGGUAAAUUAGCUCGCAUAUUGGGCAAACUCGCGGAGAAGGAUAUUCUCUCCAGCGCUCUGGAAAAAGUUUCACUAGUGCUGGAUAUGUUUGAUACUGCGCUAGCAUCUGAAGGGUGGAAUGACAAGGACGUGAUCGCCGAUCAAUAUUCUGGCAAGUACCAGCCAAACAUGGACAAGGGCGUCGCAAAAAGGAAGACGAGAUCUACUGCCAGUGUCGUUUUCCAAUCUCAGGCCGUCGUGGCUCCCACCAGACGAACGGCAACUGGUGUGGUGCCUGCUCACGCCUCCCCUCCCCCUGUUGCCCCUUGGUUUGGUAUUAUGCAAUGCUAUCAAUCAAAUACUUAUCCGACAGCCGAAAAGAUGGCUUUCUUGCGACGACUUGCCAUGCCACGGGCUUCAGGUAGCAAAAAGAGAACCAUAGAUGAUGCUCAAGCGGAAGAGCAAAACAUGCCUGUUAGUAGCUCAAAGCGAAUAAAGACUGGGGACCCACCAUUAUCAUCAGGCCAACGUUCAACUUACGUACCUGCUGCUCCCCCGCACCCAGCUUCUUCUUCCGUCAGAUCGCCCACCCAACCAUCUUCCUUUUCUGCUCCAACAUUUCCCACCGCUGAAGCUAAUAGAUCUCCUCACGGGUCAUCGCGCCUUGACAGAUUGCCUUCUCUCGGAGUCCACCACCGUUACUUGACCCGCUCAAAACCAAAGCUUAAUAAUGUUCAGGCUAGUAAGAAUCGCGAGGACAGCCUUAAAGAAGCGCCUCCGGAGGAUGUGAAAGCAUACGAACAUCGGUACCCGACACGUUCAAAAUCAAACCUCAAACGUCCUGGUCCGCAGCAUCCCCCCAGACUAUUGAAUACUCAGACGCAACUGAAUGUCAAGAAAAACAAUAGGUCGACUGCUAGCGAUAGUAAAGGAACCUAAGCAAAGUCAAAAAACCGUCGACGACGUCGAUGAUCCUUUAUUUUUCCUCACCCCAGCAGAAUUCCUAGCGAACUUUGUCUGUGUAUUGGCAAUACACAUUACGCUCUUGUUCAGUUGUCCUUGCUCUCGGACCUCACUGCCAGAUGCUAGCCGUCACAGGGCACGGGAAUGUGACAUGCGGCGAGACGUGACAAUUCGCGUAGUGUUCCGAGUCGUUGUUUCAUCGAAUAUCAUCUGCUUUCUUUAUCCUCUGAGUCUAAAGCCAAAAGAUUUCUUGGGACCCCU